Messenger RNA from Xylaria bambusicola, 406 nucleotides. RefSeq names its product glucose-repressible gene protein. NCBI's taxonomy places the organism in Eukaryota, Fungi, Ascomycota, Sordariomycetes, Xylariales, Xylariaceae. The record is from RefSeq and is a predicted model, not a curated record. The transcript has 4 exons. Bases 145 to 360 code for a protein of 71 amino acids.
UGCCCGUCCUGCCCGUGAGCCUGUGAACCGAGAAGGUGCCAGAUCGUUGAAGCCAGGGACUCGUCAAUUGUCAACCACCUCAGUUUAUCACACUCACAACAAUCAACCACUACAAAUCAAACACCAAACAACCAACCCAUCAAAAUGGAUAACGUCAAGAACGCCGCCAACUACGUUGCCGACUCUGUCAAGAGCGCCACCAGCACCGGCUCCAAGGAGGCCAACAAGCAGGUCGCCAAGGACAGCGAUGCUUCCCUCGGCACUCGUGCCUCCGCUGCCAAGGAUGCCGUCGGUGACAAGUUCGACGAGCAGAAGCACGACAAGUCUGCCGAUCUCCACAAGGAGGCUGCCAAGCACUAAACUACUCUCCUUCGAAGCCCUUGCGUCACCAACAACCGAGUGUACG